GUGAGAGAGUGAAACACGAGUGUAUGUGAGGGAGUGUGCUGUGUAAUCAACUAUCACAGCUAUGUCUUCUUCUUCAGGUCAGCAUGGUGGUUCCCUAUCAAACCCUUCGUUGUUUACAGGGAAGAAUUAUGAUGUUUGGGCCAUCAAAAUGAAGGCAUUUCUUAAGGGAAAUGAUGUGUGGGAUUCUGUGGAAAAGGGCUUUAAUCCACCUCGGUUGCCUCAAAAUCCAUCAGUAGCUCAAAUAAAGCAACAUGCAAAGUAUGUAGCUGGUUCAUACAAGGCUCUUUCAUUCAUCCAUAGUGCUGUUGCAAAUGAGAUAUUUCCCAGAAUAAUGAGAGCAAAAACGACACAAGCAGCAUGGGAAAUACUCCAGAAGGAAUUUGAGGGUGAUGAAAGGAUUAAAGGCCAGAAGAUUGUGAAUCUGAAGAAGGAGUUUGCAAUGAUGAGAAUGAAGGAGACUGACACCAUUCAUCAGUACUCCAAUAGGCUUAUGGAUGUUGUGAACCAAAUAAGAUUGCAUGGUGAAGAUUUUCUAGACCAAAGAGUUGUGGAAAAAAUGAUAGUGAGCUUUCCUGAGAAGUUUGAGCCAAAAAUAUCAGCUAUAGAAGAGUCGUGUGAUUUGAAGACUCUUACUGUUUAUGAAUUGAUCAGCAAGUUGCAAGUUCAUGAACAAAGGACUGCUUUUAGAAUGGAAGACAUGGCUACUCGUGAAAGUGCUUUCCAAGCUUUGCCGAAGUGGAAGCCAUUAACACCAUCCUCUGAAAAGAAGCAAUUUAAGGAAAAUCAAUACAGACCAAAGCAGCAGCAAGCACAAGUAGCAAGCACAAUUGAAGAUCACUUGUUUAUGGCUUCACUAGCUUCUGGUUCAAUUGACAAGUGCUCAUGGUUUGUGGACAGCGACUAUACCUGUCAUAUGGCAAAUAAUGAAGCAAUUUUUUCUGAAUUGGACAAGUCAAUGAGAAUCAAAGUGAAGCUUGGAAAUGGCUCAAUAGUGCAAUCAGAAGGCAAGGGUAUUGUGGCUGUUCAUAUCAAGAAAGGUACAAAAUAUAUUCAUGAUGUUCUCUUUAUACCUUCCUUGAGUCAAAAUCUGUUAAGUGUUGCACAGAUGCUUAGGAAAGGUUAUUCAGUUUCAUUUUCCAACAAUGCAUGUUAUAUCUAUGAUUCUUGUGGUGUCGAACUUGCUAGAAUCAAGAUGGUAGAGAAUAGCUUUCCUAUUACGUGGAAUUCUCCUUGCUUGCAACCUGUUUAUGUAUCAAAAUCUAAUGAAACUUCUUUAUGGCACAAGAGAUAUGGUCACUUCAAUUUGAAGUCUCUUAAGUUCCUUCAAACUAAUGAACUUGUUAGAAACUUACCAGAAAUUCAUGUGAAUGAUGAUGUAUGUUCAAGCUGUCAAUUUGGGAAGCUACAUAGACAAGUUUUUCCCAUCAACAAUUCAUGGAGAGUAAGCCAGAAACUUAAGCUAGUUCAUACAGAUGUUUGUGGUCCAAUGAAGACUGCUUCGCUUGGUCAGAAUCUCUAUUUCAUUCUUUUUAUUAAUGAUUACACCAGGAUGACGUGGGUGUAUUUUAUAAGUAGCAAGGCACAAGUUUUCUCUGUGUUUAAAAAGUUCAAGGUACUUGCUGAGAACCAAAGUGGCUACAAAAUCAAAACCUUGAGAUCUGACAAUGGAAAAGAAUACACUUCAAAGGAGUUUGACAACUUUUGUGAAGAUGCAGGGAUAGCACAUCAGUUAACUGUCCCUUAUACUCCUGAACAAAAUGGAGUUUCUGAGAGGAAGAACAGAACAAUUAUGAAGAUGGCUCAACGUAUAUUGCAUGAAAAGAAGCUGCCUAAGAAUUUUUGGGUAGAGUUGAAAAUUUUUGGCUCUAUUUGCUAUAUUCAUGUGCCUGAUGCAAAGAGAACCAAGCUUUAUGUUAAAGCUAAAAUUGGUGUUCUGAUUCUCAUUGGGAUUGAGACGAGAGUUAUUGUGAAAAAUGGUGAUAUAGCCUCUAUCAAGGAUAAUGUAGAAGCUUCCAAAAAGGAAGUUUCAGCUUCUAAUGUAGCCGAUGUUGAUGCUCACCAUGAUUCCCCUGUUAUGAAAACUAAAACCUUGUCUGAAAUUUAUGAAAGAUGCAACCUAGCUGUUUUAGAACCCAACAUGUAUGCAGAAACUUCCAAGCAUGACAUAUGGAGGCAUGCAAUGCAGGAGGAGAUACAGAUGAUUAAAAAAAAUGAAACUUGGGAAUUGACUUCCCUGCCACUGGAAAAGAAUGCAAUUGGAGUCAAAUGGGUGUUUAGAACCAAGAUGAAUCCUAAUGGCUCCAUUCACAAGCACAAAGCCAGAUUGGUAGUGAAAGGAUAUGCUCAGCAAGUUGGAAUUGAUUAUGGUGAUACUUUUGCACCAAUUGCUCGGCAUGAUACAGAAGACAUUUAUGUGCAACAACCUGAGGGCUUUAUUAUUUCUGGUCAUGAAGACAAGGUUUACAAGCUUAAAAAGGCUUUGUAUGGGCUCAAGCAGGCACCUAGAUCUUUGUACAGCAAGAUUGAUUCAUUUCUCCUUCAACAAGGUUUUCAAAGGAGUGAAAAUGAGCCAACCUUGUAUGUUAAACGCAACUCAGUUUCUUUGUAUGUUGAUGAUCAGUUGAUUACCGGUGGCAAUUCACAGUUAUUACUUAGUUUUAAAGGUGAUUUGAUGAAAGAAUUUGAAAUGUCUGAUCUAGGGGAGAUGAGUUAUGUUUUAGGCAUGGAAAUUCAUCAAUGUGAAUCUGGUAUAUUUGUUUCUCAACAUAAAUAUGCUCUUGAUGUUUUGAAGAAAUUCAGUAUGGAUCAAUGCAAGUCUGUGCCUACUCCCUUAGUUCAAAAUUCAAAAUUAAUUGUUGAAGAUGGUUAUGAGAAGACAGAUGCUUCUAUUUAUAGAAGUUUGGUUGGGAGUCUCUUGUAUCUUACUGCAACCAGACCAGAUCUCAUGUAUGCAGCAAGCUUAUUAUCUAGGUUCAUGCAUUCUCCUAGUCAAGCUCAUUUUGGUGUUGCAAAAAGGGUGCUGAGAUAUCUCAAUGUCACUUCAGAUUAUGGUUUAUGGUUUGAGAAGCAUAAACAUGGAAUUCUGCACUGUUUUUCUUAUAGUGAUUGGGCUGGAAGUCAUGAAGAUGCCAAGAGCACAACUGGUUUUGUGUUCUUCUUUGGUUCUGCAGCUUUUUCUUGGAUGUCUAGAAAGCAAGAAGUCGUUGCUCAAUCAAUUGUAGAAGCUGAGUAUAUUGCUGCAGUAGAAGCCGUAAAUCAUGCAGCAUGGAUUAACAAGAUGCAAAUUGAUAUGGGGUGUUAUCAGCUCAAGCCUUGUGUUAUCCACUGUGAUAACAAUUCUGCCAUUGCUAUUGCUUAUAAUCCUGUCCAGCAUGGUCGUAUUAAGCAUGUCAAUGUUAAAUUUCAUGUGCUUAGGAAUAUGGUGCAGAGUAAGGAAAUUGAGAUGGUUUACUGUCACAAUAAUGAACAGGUUGUUGAUAUAUUUACCAAGGCUUUAUCAAAGUUCAAGUUUGAAAAGUUCAGAAGCAAGCUCGGAGUAUCUAGUAAAAAUUCAAGAGGAGUGUUGAAGACUUGAAUUUUAACUAGAUACUUAGCAAAAUGGAAUUAUAUUUUGCUUUAGUUGGAGUAGGUGAAAAUCAUAUCAUUGUAAUUUAUCUUUUCUUGUAAUAUGGUAUGUACAAGAUCUUUUGUGUAAGUUGUUCACCUACUAUCAAU
Rubroshorea leprosula is the source of this 3714-nucleotide messenger RNA. Lineage: Eukaryota; Viridiplantae; Streptophyta; Magnoliopsida; Malvales; Dipterocarpaceae. The record is from the annotation of a GenBank genome assembly.